Penicillium waksmanii is the source of this 852-nucleotide messenger RNA. Its product is annotated as pyrroline-5-carboxylate reductase family protein. The record is from RefSeq and is a predicted model, not a curated record. Gene Ontology annotation, biological process: L-proline biosynthetic process. Lineage: Eukaryota; Fungi; Ascomycota; Eurotiomycetes; Eurotiales; Aspergillaceae. Gene Ontology annotation, molecular function: pyrroline-5-carboxylate reductase activity. The coding region runs from base 1 to 852 and encodes 283 amino acids. The transcript is spliced from 2 exons.
AUGCCCUCCCUCCAACAAAGCGCCCUCGCCUUCAUCGGCGGCGGCAACAUGGCUUCCGCCAUCAUCGGCGGCCUGCUCUCCAACUCCGUACCCAAAACCAACAUCACCGUCUCCGAGCCAUGGGAAGUGAACCGGAACAAGCUGGCCGCAACAGGCGUGAACACAACAACAGACAAUGUCGUGGCAGGCGGAAGCGCAGAUUUGAUCAUCAUCGCCGUCAAGCCACAAGUCACCAAGGGCGUCUGUGAAGAGCUGGCCAAGAGCUGGGCUGGUCGUCAGUCACUUCCCGUUAUCGUCAGCAUUGCUGCCGGUAUCACCCUCUCUUCGUUGCAGGAGUGGUCGACCACUCCCGAUGGUCGCAGUCCUCAUGUUGUUCGCGUCAUGCCGAACACCCCCGCCCUUGUGGCUGAGGGUGCCUCGGGCGCGUUUGCUUCCGCUGAUGUCACCCCCGAUGAGAAGGACCUUGUCAAUGAGUUGCUGGGCAGUGUCAGCAAGGCGACGGAGUGGGUUGAUAAGGAGGACUUGUUGGAUGUUGUUACUGGGUUGUCGGGAUCCGGCCCCGCAUACUUCUUCGCCAUGGUCGAGCACCUCGUCGCAAGCGCCACUGCCCUCGGUCUCUCAAAGGAACAGGCCACCCGCCUUGCGACGCAGACUUGCCUCGGCGCGGGCAAGAUGCUGGUUACCUCAGACGAGGAGCCCGGUCAAUUACGGAAGAACGUGACCAGUCCCAACGGAACGACUUUUGCGGCGCUGCAGACCUUUGAGAAGGAGGGUUUCAAGGAGAUUGUUGAUAAGGCUGUUAAGUCUGCGACUGAUCGGGCGGCGGAGUUGGGUAACACCCUUGCUAAAUAG